This is a messenger RNA of Yamadazyma jaroonii, 3675 nucleotides long. The record is from the annotation of a GenBank genome assembly. Lineage: Eukaryota; Fungi; Ascomycota; Pichiomycetes; Serinales; Debaryomycetaceae.
AUGUCAUCAUCACAAUUGAAUGCAUCUUUGCUUAGAUUGAAAUUAUUAGAUGCUUUAAGAAGUGGUGAUACUUCAAAAGUUGAUUCAGUUAUAAAUAGCUUACAAGCCACUAAAUCCACUGUUCAAACUAAAGGUAUUAUAGAAAUUAAAGAAACUAUAUUACAUUAUGCUGUUCAAGUAGCUCCAUUAUCUAUCAUUCAAUAUUUGGUUCUCAAUUCAUCAAAACUCAAUAUUGAUAUCAAUUCACAAGAUCAAGAUGGUAAUACUCCUUUACAUUUAGCUGCUGCAUCUUCCAGAGGAGAAAUUGUUAAAUAUUUAUUAUCUUUGAACAAUAUCAAUGACACCACUUUGAACAAAGAUAAGAAACAACCAGUUGAAUUAUGUAAAGAUUUGGAGAUUGCACAAUUGAUGCAAUUUGAAAGAGCUAAAUUUGUUGAAAAACUGGCAAGUUUAUUAAGGGAUUAUUUCACCAAAAGAGAUUUACCUAAAUUAGAAGAUUUAUUAGUAAGUAAUCCCAGAUCAGCUGAAUUGUUGGAUAUCAAUGGAUCUGAUCCUGAAACUGGUUAUACUGUUUUACAUGAAUUCAUUUUAAAGAAUGAUUUACAAAUGUGUGAUUGGAUUUUGAAACAUGGAGGUGAUCCUUUCAAAAGAGACAAGAAAGGUAAAUUACCCAUUGACUUGAUUCAUAAUAAAACCGAUCCUAUUAGAAAAUUAUUGAAAGUAGCUUCUAAAGAACAAACUAUGAUGGAUCCUGUUGAACCUUCAAACUCCAAGACUGGAAAUGCUCCUACUUAUAAAGGUUAUUUGAAAAAAUGGACAAAUUUUGCUUCAGGUUAUAAGUUAAGAUAUUUUGUUUUAGACGAUAAGGGGAUUUUAUCAUAUUAUGCUAAUCAAGAUGAUACUAACAAUGCUGUUAGAGGUUCACUUAAUUUAGGUUUCGCAACAUUACACCUAGACUCUUCAGAAAAAUUGAAGUUUGAAAUCAUUGGUAAGAAUGGCAUUAGAUGGCAUUUAAGAGCCAACCAUCCUAUUGAAACCAAUAGAUGGGUUUGGACUUUACAGAACGCUAUCACCAUGGCAAAAGACAGAUAUAAGAAGAGAUCUCCUUUACAAGCACAAGUCAUUACGUCAUCACCAUCAGUCAAAUCUGAAGCUCCUUCAAUUGAAGUCACUGAUGAUGAAUCUCCUACGAGUCCUAUAAUCAAUAGACCAAGUUCGGAAUCUACUCGUGAACAUAAACGUCAUUUAUUAGGUUUAGGUAGAAGAAAACACAAGAGAACUGGAAGUCAAAUAUCUUUAGGGUCUGUUAGUAAUGAUGAAGAUUCAGUCAUUUCUAAUCCUCCAUCCAGAUCUAAUACUGUGAAAGAAACCUCACCUAAGAAUUUAGAAGAAAUCAAAGAAAAUCAACAAUUGAAACCCAUCACUACUAAUUUCAAUACCAUGGGAGUUAUUCAUUCCCAAGUGAAUGAUCAACAAAGUAUUGAGAAUGGUACUGCAACUGACAACGAAAAUUUCGAUUAUGAUUUAGAUGAUUUACAAGGAGGUGAAGAAGAUUCUGAUAAUGAUUCCGUCACAAGAUCUCUGAAUAAUACUGACAUUCAAGAUCAAAUAUCAACAGUUAAAGGAUCAUUAGAAGUUGAAAUCAAAUCUUUGUUAGAUUUGUUCUCCAAUAUUUCCAAUUCUCCAGAAUCUUUAGAUACUGAGAUUUUCGUCGUGGGUAAAAGCACCUUGGGGUCCAUUCAAGAUUUAUUUGUUAAGUACAAUUUAUUAAUUCAAAGCAAAGAUUUCAAAAAUCAAAAGAUUUUAGAAAGACAAUUGGAAGUUAAUAAGUUGUGGGAAAAUUCUAUUCAUCAAUUAGAAAAAGAAAUUGCCAGUAGAGAGCAAAAGUUAGCUCAAUAUGAAGGGAAACAGAAGAAAUUGAAAAAGAUCUUUGCUGCGAAGACAUCCGGUAAUACCACACCUAAAUCUGGAAGUAACACAAACUUAAAUCAAACCAAUGAAAUUGAACAAUCUAAUGAAUUAAACAUGGAAAGAACUUUGCCUGAUACAGUCAUCGAGGAUAUUCUCAAUGAUAGUGAAGAUGAAUUCUUUGAUGCUGAUUCAAUGGAUGAUACUGAUGAGUUAUUGAAUGACGAUACUACACAUGAUAAUUUAGUAUUAAAUGAAGAAAUUGAUCCUUUAGAAGGCAAAGCCGAAGAACCCGAAACUGUAGAGUCAAGUGAUACCAAGUCCAAUGCUGUAUCAGAGAAAACAGUUGUAGGUACAGGAGCUGGUAAAUCAAAAGAGGAUGAAGAUCAAUCCCAAGACGUAUCAAAAGACAGCCCACCACAGUACAGUGAAAUUUCAAAUAGUGGACUUUCUAAUCCAGAACAACUAGAAAAAGCCAAAUUAAUCAAUUCUCAAGGAUCUUUCCUAGGUUAUGAGAACCCUCCCAGGACCAAAUUGGCUAUGGAUGAGGACAACAGACCAAAAGUUGGUUUAUGGGGUAUUUUGAAAUCUAUGAUUGGUAAGGAUAUGACGAAAAUGACUUUACCUGUAUCUUUCAAUGAAUGUACUUCAUUGUUACAAAGAUUAGCUGAAGAUAUCGAAUAUUCUAAUUUAUUGGAACAAGCUGCUAGUUUUGAUGAUUCUGCUUUACGUACUGCUUAUGUAGCUACAUUUGCCGCUUCAGAAUAUGCUUCUACUAUCGAUAGAAUUGCUAAGCCUUUUAACCCAUUAUUAGGUGAGACGUUCGAAUAUUGUCGUCCUGAUAAGAAUUAUAGAUUAAUUUCCGAACAAGUGAGUCAUCAUCCUCCAAUCAGUGCAUGUAGUGCAGAAUCUGUUAAGUGGGAUUACUACGGAGAAAACGCUGUGGCUUCACAAUUCAAAGGAAGAUCUUUUGAUUUCAAACAUUUAGGUAAAAUGUUUGCUGUUGUCAGACCAGAUAAUGGGGUUAUCGACAAAAAUGGUAAGAAAGUUUAUGAAGAAUUAUAUAGUUGGAAGAAAGUUAAUACUUCAGUUGUUGGGAUUAUUGUUGGUAAUCCAACAGUUGAUAACUAUGGGAAAAUGGAAGUCACCAAUCAUACUACAGGUGAUGUUAUAGUGGUUGAUUUGAAACAAAGAGGUUGGAGAGCUUCUUCAGCUUACCAAUUAUUUGGUACAGUGGUUGAUAAAUCAGGUAGAGAAACUUGGACCAUUGGUGGUCAUUGGAACAGUAAAAUAUUUGGUAAAAAAGCCAGUCCAAAAGAUGCUUCUGAUCCAAAUAGAAGAGCUUCAUUCGCUGAAGCUAGUGGUAAAAGUACUAGCACUGAUCCUUUCAGUGGGGGGUCAUUCCUUAUUUGGCAAGCAGCUCCUAGACCAAAAGUUCCUUUCAACUUAACUUCUUUUGCGGUUACCUUGAACGGACUCGAUGCCAACUUGAAGGAAUUUGUUGCCCCUACAGAUACAAGAUUAAGACCUGAUCAAAGAGCCAUGGAAGAUGGUGAAUAUGAUAAAGCAUCCGAUGAAAAAUGGAGAUUAGAAGAGAAACAAAGAGCUGCCAGAAAAAAUAGAGAACUUAAGAAGGAAACUUACAAACCAGUUUGGUUCGUUAAGAAGAAACAUCCUGUUACUGGGGAUUCCUACUGGGAAUUCCAAGGUAAAUACUGGGAAUUAAGAAAAGAUCGUAAAAUGCAUGAAUGUCCUGACAUUUUCUAA